AUUUCCAAUUUUUAUCACUUUAAAAAAUGAACGAUCUUGUUAUUAAUCAGAAGAUUCUACCAGAUAUUUCGAAAUCGAAAUGGGAUCUCGACACGUAUUCAGGUCGUGUAAAACACUACUUUGCAUCUGCUAACCCGAUGACACUCUUCACCUCAUCCAAUACCCAGGAAAUGUGCAGGAAAAUAGUUGUAGACUAUAAAAAGGGGAUAAUAAAUCCGGAAUUGACGAUGGAUGAGCUAUGGAGUGCAAAGAUCCUCUAUGAUUCAGUAUAUCAUCCUGAUACCGGCGAAAAGAUGUUCUGUCUCGGGAGAAUGAGCGCUCAGACCCCAGCAAAUAUGGUUAUCACUGGAAUGCUUCUCAGCUGCUAUCGUACCUGUCCUGGUAUUAUAUUCUCCCAUUGGAUCAAUCAGUCGUUCAAUGCAAUUGUCAACUAUACCAAUCGAAGCGGAAAUUGCAGAACUACCAAUCAGCAGCUACUCUAUUCGUAUUUCUGUGCUACUGGAGCGGCUACAACGGCGGCUCUCGGUCUGAAUAUGAUGGUGAAGAAUAGUCAUGGAUUGGCUGGAAGAUUGGUUCCAUUUGUGGCUGUUGCAGUUGCAAAUGCCAUUAAUAUUCCAAUGGUUCGAGCAAACGAACUUUCUGAGGGAAUUGAGCUAUGUGAUGAGGACGACCAUCUCGUCGCAAAAUCCAAGCAGCUGGCGGCUCUCGCAAUUGCUCAAGUCACACUGAGCCGAAUUCUCAUGGCUAUGCCUGAUAUGGUUCUGAGCCCGGUGAUCAUGAAUCGAUUCACGCGAACCGCCUACUACAAAGCUCGUCCACUAGUCCAAAAGUACUCCGAGAUGCCGAUUCAGACAUUUUUGGCGGGGAUUGGUCUUUACUUCAUGACACCGUUGGGAUGUGCUCUUUUCCCGCAGAGAAGUGCAAUUCAUGUGAGAAAGUUGGAGGUUGACGUGCAGAAUCAGAUAUUGGAGAGGAAAGAUUCGCCGAGGAUUGUGUACUAUAAUAAAGGGCUCUGAAUUGGGAAAUAAAGAUUAUGGGUGAAU
Messenger RNA from Caenorhabditis elegans, 1043 nucleotides. It is a transcript of the gene sfxn-1.3, whose product is annotated as Sidoreflexin. The record is from RefSeq and is marked reviewed. The coding region runs from base 27 to 1016 and encodes 329 amino acids. NCBI's taxonomy places the organism in Eukaryota, Metazoa, Nematoda, Chromadorea, Rhabditida, Rhabditidae. The transcript has 5 exons. Gene Ontology annotation, biological process: monoatomic ion transport; transmembrane transport; monoatomic ion transmembrane transport. Gene Ontology annotation, molecular function: monoatomic ion transmembrane transporter activity. Gene Ontology annotation, cellular component: membrane; mitochondrion; mitochondrial membrane.